Molecule: messenger RNA, 2012 nt
Organism: Paramecium sonneborni
Lineage: Eukaryota; Ciliophora; Oligohymenophorea; Peniculida; Parameciidae
Source: the annotation of a GenBank genome assembly
AUGUAAUCUAAAGAUGAAUACAUAAGUUUACCAAAAGUAUCAGCUAGCAACAAUAUUAAUCAAGCAAUUGAUUUGCAUUGGAGAAAUAUUACAGUAACAGUUUCUACGGUAUAAAUCCUGUAUUAAUGAUUAAAGAGAAAUACUUAAAAGAGACCAAAAGUGACAGAUCCUUUGUUAGAUUAAAAAGAUGGGAAAAUAAUUUUGAAUGAUGUUUCAGGAUAUGCAAAAGCAGGAUAAAUGACAGCAAUAAUGGGACCAUCUGGUGCAGGUAAAACAACUUUGGUUGCUUUAUUGAGCAAAAGAUAUAAACCAGGGCCAAAUACAAAUAUAAGUGGAGAUAUUCUAGCAAAUAAUUGUAAAUACAAAAGAUUUAAUGAUUUUGGGGCAUUUGUAAUUUAAGAUGAUUUAUUAAUGGCCACGAUGACUGUAAAAGGUAUUAGAUGUAAAUGAUUUUAGAAACACUUAUGUUUGCAGCUAAUAUGAGAUUAAAAGAUAAUUUAGCAUUAAAAUUGGCUAGAGUUGAUUAAAUCAUCAAAGAUUUAAAUUUAAGAAGUUGUUAAAAUACUUUGGUUGGAGAUAAUAUCAUAAAAGGAAUAUCUGGAGGAGAAAAAAAAAGAACGUCUAUUGGGAUGGAAUUAAUAAGUGAUCCUCCAGUUUUGAUAUUGGAUGAACCAACUUCAGGUUUAGAUUCUUUUACUGCAUUUAUUUGUAUGAAUAUACUUAAAAAGAUCACAAUUAAGUAUUUUAAUUUUAAUAAAAUUAAGUUAAAAAAGGACAGUCAUUUUUACAAUACAUUAGCCAAGUGUUGAUAUUUGUUAAUUAUUUGAUAGAUUAAUCAUCUUAAAUAAUGGAGAAACUAUCUAUUAAGGAGAUUAUAGUUUACUUUUGAAUUAUUGUAGAUAAGUAAAUUUAGAUAUAGAUAUUCAUUCAACACCUUUAGAUUCAAUAAUGAAUAAUCUUAAUGAAAAUUUUAAUUUGGGUGUUAAUAAGGUCACUAAUGAAAAUUAUAGAUUAUAUUUAGAAUAAGAUGUAGAGAAAUUCUAAUCUGAAUAUAAUGAAUAUUAAAAAAGAAGAACUUAAACAUCUUUUUGUUAAGAAAUGAAAUAUCUAAUGAAAAGAUAAUUUACUAAUUAUGUUAGAAGUCCUAAUCUAUUAAGAAGUAAAAUAUUUGGAUCAGUCUUUAUGUUAUUAUUUUUGGGAUGGCUCUAUUGGUAAGUAGGCAAAGAUUAACCUUCUCAAGAUGAAAAUGUAAAUAUAGAUGUUCUAAGCAAAUAUUUAAAUAAUAUGAGAGGAGCCUGUUUUGUUUGUGGAACUUCAGCAAUAUUUUCUGCUUUAGGACCAUUAUUAAUGUUAUGUAUAAAUAUUAUUAUACUUUAGUUCCUGUUGAAAGAAAUAUUUUUUUAAAAGAAGAGAACUCAAAAAUGUAUAGAGUAUCUUCAUACUUUUUGAGUAAAGUUUGUUUAGAGGUUCCUAUGAAUGUAACAAUUUAAAUUCUAUUUUCAAUUGCAUUAUAUGCUACGUUUGGUUUUAUUUGGUAACUUGAAAAUGUGAUACUCUUUACUGUUAUUAGUGUUUCAGUUUCAUUAAGCGGAAAUGGAUUAGGAAUGUAUGGAUUUUAAUGUUAUAAUUAGAUUUACUGGAUGUUUAUUUAAAGAUGCUAAACAAUCUGCUUCAUUAGGUCCAAUACUCUUGAUUCCACUUUAAGUAUUUAGUGGAUAAUAUGCAAAUUUAGCUUCUAUUCCUAAAUUUAUUAGUUGGGUUCAAUAUAUAUCAGUAUAAUAUUCAUUAUUAAAUAGCCAUUUAAAUACUUUUUAGAAGGAUUUGGAAGGACUUAAUUAAAUGAUGUUACUUUUCACUUAGAUCCUACAGGAAGAGUUAUAUCUCCAUGGGAUUAUUAUGGAAUGCAUUUUGGAAUGUGGAAUUGUGCAAUCGUAUUAAUUUCUAUAGCAGUUAUGUUUCAUGUUUUUGGUGGAGUCUUUUUAAAACUUUUAGUCAAUAAAAUAAAUGUUUGA